Molecule: messenger RNA, 2303 nt
Organism: Cimex lectularius (bed bug)
Lineage: Eukaryota; Metazoa; Arthropoda; Insecta; Hemiptera; Cimicidae
Gene: GCC88
Product: GRIP and coiled-coil domain-containing protein 1
Exons: 9
Coding region: 248-2218 (656 amino acids)
Cellular component (GO): Golgi apparatus
Source: RefSeq, a predicted model, not a curated record
ACCCUUAGUUCCUUGAAACCUGAAACUGUUAAAGUUUGAUAAAGUUGAGUUUUAAGGUUUUUUUUUUAGUUUAUAGUAGAUGUUGAAAUUUAUAAUUGUAAUAGUAAGCCCAGUCAAGAAAAAUACACUGGAAUGCAUCUAUUGUUAAGGUUUUUGACAGUCAAAAUAUCAAAUUUGACAACUUUAAAUUAGAAAGUGACAGCAAUAAUUGUUUCCAUAUGUCCAAAUAUAAUAGAAGGAUAGGGAAAUGGACAAAUUAAAUAAAAAAGAACUUUUCGAGCUGGUGACAGCCCAGCAGUCUGAACUGGAAAGAUAUAAAAGCAGAUUCAAAGAUUUAGUUGCGGCGCAUAAGGGACUCUUGAAGGAGAAGGACUUGCUCGAAAACAGCUUGAAGAGUGUUACGAAACGUAGCACGGGCAAGACGGUCGAGCAGUCGGAGGUUGAAGACGGCGUAGAGAGCGGGGCGAGCUUUAUCGAAGAGUCCGAAGGUGAAGAGUCGCCAGAACAUUUGAAGAAUCAGCUGUCAAUGCUUAUGAAUUCAUUGGCCACGCUGUCCGAAGAGAAAUCGCGAAUGGAAGCCGCAUUUCAGGCGGAUAAAAAACUAUUGCGAAUGGAAAAGAUUCAGUCGGAAAAUAAAAUAAAGGAAUUGGAAGGCAGGCUGGAGCACGAGACGAGGGCACACCUUGGGGAAAUGGAAAACUUCAAAGCUAAACUUAUUCUUGAAAGGCAUCAAAGAGAGAAAGAACACAAUGACCAUGGUGUGAUGAUAAGGGAGCUACAAAAAGUUGUUUACGAAGAAAGGGCUAAGAAAGAGACGAUAGAAGGCACAAUAGAGAAUUUAAAUUCUGAGCUUGCCAGUGCCCAAAAGACUAUUCAACAGAGCAAAAAGGAAGCAGCGGAAGCAAAAGCCCAACUAGAAGCUCUUAAAGACAAACUGAAAAACCACCAAGUCAACAACGGUAGUGUCGCGGAGAAACUUCAGCAAGAAUUGGAAAUGCUGAAAAGGCAACACAUUGAAAAUUCAAUCGCGGAACAAGAAAAACUCAAAGAGGCUGAAAAUAAAUCGAGGCAGCAGGCAGCGAUUCAGGAAGAGAGGGUGGCCAAUCUUGAAGCCAGGCUUGCCGAGUUGUCCCAGACAGUCGGGCUUUAUGACAGGCUGAGACAGAGUGAUCAGAAAGCAAUUGACAAGCUGAAAGAGAGAAUUUCACAACUCGAAGUUGAAAAAAGCGAGGAAAAAUCAGAUGAAACGAUCGAUGAAGAUUUGUCAAACAGUAUCCAAAAAUUUAAACAACUCAUUUGCGAUAUAAAAAACACCAGUGGGAAACAAGUCGAUGUCAGUUCUAUUGUGAAAGAAAUUGUCGGCGAUAACGCAUUUCUCGAAGAAAUGCACAAAGCAUGCCGAGAGGAGUACGACCAAUUGAAAUAUGAUUUUGAUUUAUAUAAAAAACAGUUUUCUUUUAAUCAAAAGCUUAAUUAUCCAAGUUUUAGAGUUGACACAACUAACAAAGAUCAAGAAUUGAAGAUGCAAGUUAAAAAACUCAAAGAGAGAAUAUCCAAUCUCCACCAACAGCUUGACGAAAUGGAGAAAAUGCACAGAAAGGAAAAGGAAGACCUCAAUCAGAUUCUAUUGAAAGAGAAAGCAAAUAAUCAAACCAAACUGCAAAACAUCGAAACUGAAUGGAGAGGGAAAGUACAAUCUUUAGAAACCCAGUUAGCUAAGCAGAGGGAAAGAGCGCUCGGCAUUAUCAGUGAAAAAGAACAGGAUCUUAUUGAUUUGAAGGAAGCUUUAAACAAUUUGAUUCCAAAGAGGGCGUCAAACGAAAAGUCUUCGACAGAAGGGGAAGGCAUUGUUUUACACUACAGCGAAGAAUUGGCAAGGCGAGACGUCGAACUUUCAAGGCUAAGGAAGGACAAACAUAUCCUUGAAUCAGAGUUGAGAGAAUUGAGAAGGGAAGUCGCUCAGAUUGAUUCUCAUAAAAAUCAUUUAUCGUCGCUCCUGCAUGAGCAACUUGAAAGGUUUGAACAGUGCCAAUCGAGAGAAGGUGCAAAUCUUGAAUAUUUGAAAAAUGUCGUUUUCAACUUUCUACUUUCGUCCGAUUCCAACAGCAAAAGUCACAUGUUGAACGCGAUAACAGCCGUCCUGAAGUUCUCAGACGCUGAGAAAUUAAAAAUCACUCAACACAGUUGGUGGUACAAGCCAAUGACACCGCACACGUAGUACGUGGCAAAUUGAAAAGAAAAAAUGUACACAAACUGCCUUAUUGUAAUUUAUGUCCAUAAUUAAAUUGAAUAAAAGACUGACA